AUGCCCGCGGGCUUGGCGCAGCAGUUUGGCGGCAAGGACUGGAAGCGCGCGGUCGCGACCGCCGUGCUGGCCGCCGCGCUCGCUGCCUCAUCCAUCACCGUCGGGCCCGCCGUGCUUUCGCCCGGCGCACGAGCGGCGCUGCCCGCGCUUCGGGUCGAGCGGAGCGCCGCGCUGGCGCUGAGCGAGGAGCAGGCGCUGGUGCAGGAUGUGUGGCGCGAGGUGAGCAAGCAGUACGUGGACGGCAGCUUCAACGGGCUCGGCGCGGAUGGCUGGAAGGCCAAGCAGAGCGAGGCGCUGCGGGGCCUCGCGGGCAAGCAGGGCGGCAUGGGCGAGGCGUACGACGCGAUUCGAGAGAUGCUCCGCGCGCUCGGCGACCCGUACACGCGCUUCCUCGACCCGGAACAGUACGACGCGCUCGUGAGCAACUACGCGCGCGGCGACGGCGCGGGGAUCGGGGUGCAGCUGCAGCUCGACCCGCAGACCGGCUCCGUGGUGGUGCUGCAGGCGGGCUCCCUCCUGCUGGCGGGCGGCAAGCGGGCGGGGCUGGUUCGCAUCUCGGCCUUCACGCAGGAGACGGCCGCGCAACUGGUGCGGGCGGUGCGCGACGUGUCGCCCGGCGCAGAGGCGCUGGUGAUCGACCUGCGCGGCAACGCGGGCGGGUACCUGCCUGCGGGCGUCGAGGCGGCGCGGCUCUUCCUGCCGCCCAACGCAAAGGUGGUCUCCGAGGUGCGGCGCGACGGAGUGGCUGAGGUCUUCUUCUCGGAGGGCGUCGGCUCGGAGACGCGGCUGCCUCUCUACCUGCUCGUCGACGGCCGCACCGCCAGCGCCUCCGAGGUCAUGGCCGCCGCGCUGCAGGACAACCGGCGCGCGACGCUGGUGGGGCCGGGCCGCACGUUUGGCAAGGGGCGCAUCCAAAACGUGCAGCGGCUGGUGGGCGGGAGUGGCGUGUCGGUCACCAAGGCGCGGUACGUGACGCCGGCUGGCCGCGACAUCCACGGCGUGGGGCUGCUGCCCGACGUCGUCUCGGCCGCUUGCGGCGCAGCCGACAGCGCGGCGGCCUGCAUGGCGGGGGUGAGGGUGUCGAGCACAGACGUGCAGUCAGGAGCCGCUUCGCCAAAGGCGCUCUAG
Molecule: messenger RNA, 1128 nt
Organism: Emiliania huxleyi CCMP1516
Lineage: Eukaryota; Haptophyta; Isochrysidales; Noelaerhabdaceae
Exons: 3
Coding region: 1-1128 (375 amino acids)
Biological process (GO): proteolysis
Molecular function (GO): serine-type peptidase activity; endopeptidase activity
Source: RefSeq, a predicted model, not a curated record